Bombina bombina (fire-bellied toad) is the source of this 4216-nucleotide messenger RNA. It is a transcript of the gene PTK2, whose product is annotated as protein tyrosine kinase 2. Gene Ontology annotation, cellular component: focal adhesion; cytoskeleton. Gene Ontology annotation, molecular function: protein tyrosine kinase activity; ATP binding. Bases 219 to 3515 code for a protein of 1098 amino acids. The transcript is spliced from 31 exons. Lineage: Eukaryota; Metazoa; Chordata; Amphibia; Anura; Bombinatoridae. The record is from RefSeq and is a predicted model, not a curated record. Gene Ontology annotation, biological process: signal complex assembly; protein phosphorylation.
UCUCCCAGGAAAAAGGAUGGUCUGUUUUUGCAAUUGCUGAGGCAUGAGAGGAUUGUAUAAUUGGAAGGUGCUCUUCAUGCUCCAUAUUCCUGCAGGACCUAAUGCAGGGAAGAUUGCCACGGGUGGUGUGAAGGCACUGAGGUGGCAGUUUCCCAACCCCCGGGCUGCAGCAGGAUCUGGGAGGUUGGCGUGAUCUCCCCUCCCCUACUGCUGGGUGUAUGUUGUUGGAAUUGACAGGCCGUCUGAGGCCGGAGCAAGCAGGUGCUGCUCUCAUCUAUAUGGAGAAGAGUGGAUGCAGCCCAUUUCCAAUAUGCUGGGCUAAAGAAUAUGACAGACACCUAGCAUACAGCAAGAGCAUGGCAGCGGCUUAUUUGGACCCAAACCUAAAUCACACCCCCACCUCAAACGCCAAGUCCCGUCUCAGCACUGGCAUGGAGCGGUCACCAGGAGCCAUUGAGAGAGUUCUGAAAGUCUUCCAUUAUUUUGAAAGCAGCAGUGAACCAACAGUUUGGGCCAGUAAUAUCCGACAUGGGGAUGCGACAGAUGUUAGGGGUAUUAUCCAGAAGAUUGUAGAAAGUCACAAAGUGAAGAAUGUGGCUUCCUAUGGGAUACGGCUUAGUCACUUACUCUCUGAGGAUGUUCAUUGGUUGCAUCCUGAUAUGGGUGUGUCUCAUAUACGAGAGAAAUAUGAGCAGGCUCAUCCGCAAGAUGAGUGGAAAUAUGAGCUUAGAAUUCGAUAUCUACCUAAAGGAUUUGUGAACCAAUUCACAGAGGACAAACCCACUCUAAACUUCUUUUAUCAGCAGGUGAAAAAUGACUACAUGUCCGAAAUUGCUGACCACGUGGACCAGGAAAUUGCACUAAAGCUGGGGUGCCUUGAAAUUAGGAGAUCCUACGGGGAGAUGAGAGGCAACGCUCUAGAAAAGAAGUCCAACUACGAAGUUUUAGAGAAAGAUGUUGGGUUGAAAAGAUUUUUUCCGAAGACUUUACUGGAUUCUGUGAAGGCAAAAACGUUAAGAAAGCUUAUUCAACAGACGUUUCGCCAGUUCGCCAACCUUAACAGGGAAGAAAGUAUCCUGAAAUUCUUUGAAAUCCUCUCACCUGUAUACAGAUUUGACAAAGAAUGUUUUAAAUGUGCACUUGGUUCCAGUUGGAUCAUUUCAGUGGAGUUGGCGAUUGGCCCAGAAGAGGGAAUAAGUUAUCUUACAGACAAAGGUUCAAAUCCUACACAUUUGGCAGAUUUUACUCAGGUCCAAACCAUUCAGUAUUCAAGCAGUGAAGAAAAGGACCGAAAGGGUAUACUGCAGCUCAAAAUUGCAGGCGCCCCAGAGCCUCUGACUGUGACAGCCCCUUCCCUCACCAUUGCGGAGAAUAUGGCGGACUUGAUAGAUGGAUACUGUCGUCUUGUCAAUGGAGCCUCUGAAUCUUUUAUCAUCAGGCCACAGAAAGAAGGCGAGAGAGCGUUACCAUCAAUACCAAAGCUGGCGAACAACGAAAAGCAUGGGGUGAGGACGCACACAGUGUCUGUAUCAGAAACUGAUGACUAUGCAGAAAUUAUAGAUGAAGAAGACACUUAUACCAUGCCUUCCACUGGUGAUUAUGAAAUCCAGAGAGACCGGAUUGAGUUGGGGCGCUGCAUUGGCGAAGGGCAAUUUGGAGAUGUUCAUCAAGGAGUUUACAUGAGCCCUGAGAAUCCAGCAAUGGCGGUUGCAAUCAAAACAUGUAAGAACUGCACUUCAGAUAGCGUGAGGGAAAAGUUCCUACAAGAGGCCUUAACAAUGCGCCAGUUUGAUCACCCACAUAUUGUGAAGUUGAUUGGAGUUAUUACAGAAAAUCCGGUCUGGAUUAUCAUGGAGCUUUGCACACAAGGGGAGCUAAGAUCCUUUUUACAAGUAAGAAAAUAUAGCCUGGACCUGGCAUCCUUGAUACUAUACGCGUAUCAACUCAGCACAGCACUUGCCUACCUGGAGAGUAAACGAUUUGUACAUAGGGAUAUUGCUGCUAGAAAUGUAUUAGUCUCUUCUUCUGACUGUGUGAAAUUAGGAGACUUUGGGCUAUCUCGAUAUAUGGAAGACAGCACUUACUAUAAAGCUUCCAAAGGUAAAUUACCUAUAAAAUGGAUGGCCCCAGAGUCCAUUAACUUCAGACGUUUUACCUCAGCUAGUGAUGUUUGGAUGUUUGGUGUGUGCAUGUGGGAAAUAUUGAUGUAUGGAGUGAAGCCUUUCCAAGGUGUUAAGAACAAUGAUGUGAUUGGUCGGAUUGAGAAUGGUGAACGGUUGCCCAUGCCGCCCAACUGCCCUCCUACACUUUACAGCCUUAUGACAAAGUGUUGGGCCUAUGACCCUAGCAGAAGACCACGGUUUACUGAACUCAAAGCACAACUCAGUACAAUACUGGAUGAGGAGAAGUUGCAGCAGGAGGAGCGAAUGAGAAUGGAGUCGCGGCGGCAGGUGACCGUCUCCUGGGAUUCCGGAGGCUCUGACGAGGCUCCCCCAAAGCCUAGCAGACCUGGUUACCCCAGUCCAAGGUCCAGCGAAGGUUUCUUCCCCAGUCCUCAACACAUAGUGCAGCCAAAUCACUACCAGGUGUCUGGUUAUUCUGUUUCUCAUGGAAUUCCAUCUAUGCCAGGAAACAUUUAUCCAGGUCAAGCAUCAGUCUUAGACCAUCUCGAUUCCUGGAACCAUCGAUCACCUGAUGUAACUGUGUGGCAGCCUAAUAUGGAGGAUUCUGGUCCCUUAGACAUGCGGGGUAUGAGUCAGGUUUUACCAACACAUAUAAUGGAAGAACGGUUAAUUAGGCAGCAGCAAGAGAUGGAGGAGGAUCAACGAUGGCUGGAAAAAGAAGAAAGAUUUCUGAAGCCAGAUGUCCGGCUCUCCAGGAGCAGUGUGGACCAUGUGGAUGGGAGUGGUCAGUGCCCGACUGGUAACCAGCACAUAUAUCAGCCUGUGGGAAAACCAGAUCAUACGGCUCCACCAAAGAAACCCCCUCGGCCUGGGGCCCCUGGUCAUAUUGGAAGCCUUGCUGGUCUGAACAGUCCAGUGGACAGUUACAAUGAGGGAGUAAAGUUACAACCGCAAGAAAUUAGCCCUCCGCCAACUGCUAAUUUAGAUCGCACCAAUGACAAGGUGUAUGAGAAUGUGACCGGGCUGGUGAAGGCUGUAAUAGAAAUGUCCAGCAGAAUCCAGCCUGCUCCUCCAGAAGAAUAUGUCCCUAUGGUGAAGGGGGUCGGCUUGGCAUUGAGGACCUUACUGGCAACUGUAGAUGAAACCAUUCCUGUUCUGCCAGCAAGUACACACAGAGAGAUUGAGAUGGCACAAAAGCUUCUGAACUCUGACCUGGCGGAGCUAAUAAACAAGAUGAAGCUGGCGCAGCAAUACGUCAUGACCAGCCUUCAGCAGGAGUACAAGAAGCAAAUGCUCACCGCUGCACAUGCUUUGGCUGUGGACGCUAAGAACUUGCUAGAUGUCAUUGACCAAGCAAGACUAAAAAUGAUUGGGCAGUCAAGGCCACAUUAAACAUCCAAUCCUGAACUCUUGUUACAUUGCUAUUUAACUUAACACAAGUUAUGGAAUAACAUCUUGCCUUCCACCAGCAAUCCUUGGCCUCAGUGGCAGCUGCUUCUCCAGUGCUGAUUGGUGCCUGCUGGGCACCUCUUGCAGAUUUAUCCUUUUUAUUAUUAUUAUUAUUAUUAUUGUAAUUAUUGCUAAAAUGCAGGCAGCCUGAGAUUCAGUAUGCGUCAGACUCAUGGAUUUAACUCUGGCGACAGUCUUUGAUGGGAUAUGCAUACGGUGAUGCUAGGGAAAAAAAAAUCAAACAGCCAAGAAAUAUUUGGAGCGGUAGAGAAAGCAGAACUCACCGUGUACCAUGCAGGCAAAUGGAAAGGCACUGUGAUAUGAACAAAUCCGGAAAACCCAGAGGGCAGACAGCUUCCGUCUGAAAUGUGACAGCUGUUGCAACUGGAAUCUUUUCUUUUUUGUAUUCGUACAACAGAUAAGUCGCAAUAUGCUAAUCACAAUUUACACAGAGAGUAAGAAGCUAUAUUUUCAAGGCUUAAAUAAUUGAAAGACUCUUAAAGUUUCUUUACAGCAAUUUUUUUUUUUCUUUUUUUUUUUUCCUCGUGGAUGUGUGAAGUCUUUGAUUGGAAGCUAACCAUAGACAACUAAAAAUUCUUGUAUGUCCUUUUUUUCACCAGAAUAAAGUGCCAGUCUUUUUUGUA